AUGGCCCGAAUUUCUCUCACUUCCGUGAUUUGUGGGCUUUUGUUACUUGGCUACAGUGUGGCUGAUGGAGACCCUGCUUUCAAUAUCGUCGGCGGUGGAGCUUCGUUACGGCGGAGGCAGUACGGUGCCAUGGGUCACGGGGCAUAUGGCAUGUUCGAUGGAGCGGAGUAUAGGUGGCAUCAGAUCUAUGAUGGCACAUGGGUCGGCGUGGAGCCGAGUGAAUGGGACGACGCCAUCCACGUUCAGAACAACGCACCGCCUCCCUGGAGUGGAUAUACAACAGAGGCCAUCACCACCAAUUCUACCCUGGCGGAAAGAGAUCUGAUUGCCAACAUCUGCAACGCUGGUAACACUUGCCUGGCCGCAACUCAGAACACAGUCUAUAAUAUUGCGACCGCUGCCACGCAAUUCUUUACCAAUCUUGCUCAGACGCAGACAGGAGAAGCCGUGCUCAAUCUCUUGUCCAAGCCACUGGUUCAGAAGGUCGCUAUUGAUGGAGCCGUCAAUGGUGGGGUUUCAGGCUUGGUAGGAGCACUGGUUCAGAAAGCCCUGGGCAACAACGGGCCCCCAACACUUACCGCUGGAGUGAGCGAGACCUCUGUCUGCUCGACGGAGAAGGACCCGUUGGAUGCGGUCGUUCUGCUGCUCCAACAGCAAGCCACCCAGUUUGCGCAAAUGAACUCGGCUCUGAAUUCAAUCGCCCAAGAGCUCAACGCGAUCAAGAUGUCGAUUGGGAGUGCAACCAACAGUCAAGAUUUCAUCACCGUCACGGUGGCCACCAUCGAAUGUGGGCAAACCCCGAAUACUAACCUCAUCGGUAAUUGUGAUAUUGCUUUGAACACUUGCUAA
Molecule: messenger RNA, 849 nt
Organism: Fonsecaea multimorphosa CBS 102226
Lineage: Eukaryota; Fungi; Ascomycota; Eurotiomycetes; Chaetothyriales; Herpotrichiellaceae
Exons: 2
Coding region: 1-849 (282 amino acids)
Source: RefSeq, a predicted model, not a curated record